This is a messenger RNA of Plenodomus lingam JN3, 2430 nucleotides long. RefSeq lists its product as uncharacterized. Gene Ontology annotation, cellular component: cytoplasm; nucleus. The record is from RefSeq and is a predicted model, not a curated record. Lineage: Eukaryota; Fungi; Ascomycota; Dothideomycetes; Pleosporales; Leptosphaeriaceae.
AUGUUUAUGCUGAGAAACUUAAGCAAAUUCGUCUUUGGUGACAGUUCCAAGGAAACCAUCGUAGAGAUCCCACAGGGCCAGCUCUAUCUUGUUCGCCCGCGUUCCGUCAAGGGCUACUCUGAGCUCAUCUUCAAGGACGCCGCCGCCUCUAUCCGUCGCACGGGGCAGGAGUUCCAGUACCAGCUUGUCGUUCAGCGCGCCUACGAAGAGGGCGAGGAGGAUCUGCUCGCAGAGGAGGGAGGUGAAGACGGCGGCAUCGACGCAUUAGUCAGCGACAAGGACGAAAAGACAUUUCUCUUGGACGAGGACCUCCAGUUUCGCGACGACGUCCGUUCAACUGGCGAGAAGAUCUUUGCCUGGCGCGACCUCAGCGGUGACGUAGACGACCUUUGGGAGUUUGUGUGCGACGCCUCGGUCAAGCCCGAGACCGCUUCUCUCUUUGAACGCGUGGCCCUGCAGUGCCAGUACGAGCGCAAGUUUAGACGUAGCCACGAACACGCCACCGAAGACGACCUUGCAGCUCUCGCGUACUACGAAGAGCCUAUUCCUGACGCGAGUCCCAUAGCUAGCCCGAUUAGCAAGCCCCAAGCAUCACACGUCGCACCGCCGACAACAGAGGAGCUGUUCCCGAGCACAACCAAGGAAAAGAUGGCCAAGAAGGUGGCAGGCAAGGGUAGUGCUCCAGCCGGGAUAGAGGAUUCUACGGCAGCUCCACCGUCCGCGGCGCAACCGGAUGCCGUGGAGGUGCUGGCUGAAGUCACUGCUGAACUCCAUCUGUUCGACUUUCCCUCCGGCACGUUUAUGAAGCAAGAUCCGAAAGUACACGUCACUGUCACGGAAAUUGGCGACUGGAACUACUGGCUACAUAUUGUUGGUGACGAGCGUGAAUGGCUCGGCCAGCCUGUCGUCGAAGACAUUAACCCAGUAUUCAACUACGAAUACAAGUCGUUCAUCUUCAAUCAUUACCUGGAGGAUGGCUCUGCGUACUCGUGGCUUUUACGUUUCAAGGACCAAGAAGAGCUGGAGACUGUGCAGCAGGGUGUGAUGCAAGCCCUUUGGGAGCACCUUAACAAGGUCAAAUGGGGCAAGGCCAAGGACACAGACCGUGAGUAUGUUUUGGAGGCUUUCCAAGACAUGACCAUGGAUGAUGCACCAGAUGAGCAGGAGGAGGAAGAAGAAGAAGAGGAGGAGGAGGAAGAGGAAGAGUACGAGAGCACCAACGAUCAACGUAGCGAACACUACGAUUCGGAUGAGUCCGAGGAUGACGUCGAUAACGGUCCCAAGGACGGUGCUGAGAACUCGCAACUGGCAGUUGGAUACAAGCAUGAUCGAUCAUUUGUCGUACGUGGGGACAAGAUUGGUGUGUUCAAACACACCAACGACAACCAGCUACAGUUUUCGACGACAAUCUCCAACAUCAAAACUCCAAAGGGCAGGGCCUUCAACCCCAACAAGGUCAUGCUUCAUCAGCAAGAUCGCGACCUGGUUCUGCAAAAUUCGGACAACCCGCAUGCGCUGUACCGCAUGGAUCUGGAAACCGGAACUGUUGUAGACGAGUGGAAAGUCCACGAUGACAUUCCUGUCAAGGUCUUUGCGCCAGAAAGUAAAUUCGCCCAAAUGAGUGGCGAGCAGACCUUCCUUGGUCUCUCUGGCAAUGCACUUUACCGUGUUGAUCCCCGCUUGAAUGGUAACAAACUUGUCGAUGAUCAGCUGAAGCAGUACGUGACGAAGAAUGAGUUCUCGGCUGCGGCUACCACAGAAAAGGGACACAUUGCUGUUGCUUCUGAAAAGGGCGACAUUCGUCUCUUUGACCGACUGGGUAUCAACGCCAAGACCCUCAUCCCAGCUCUCGGUGACCCAAUCAUUGGCAUGGACGUAUCAGCAGAUGGUCGAUGGGUCCUUGCCACAACCCGGACCUAUCUCCUGCUUAUCGACGCACUCCAGAAGGGUGGAAAGAAUGAUGGCAAACUUGGCUUCGAGAAGGCUUUCGCAAAGGAUGACAAGCCCCAGCCCCGUCGUCUAGCACUUACACCAGCCCACGUCGCCCAGUUCCAGCAUGAAACGAAAGCGCCCAUUUCAUUCACCACCGCACGCUUCAACACGGGUCUUGAAGACAAGGAAACCACCAUCAUCACCGCCACGGGCCCCUUCAUCGUUACCUGGAGCAUGAAGAAGGUCCUGGCCAACCGCAAGGAUCCAUACAGCAUCAAGCGUUACUCGGAGCAAGUCAAGGCAGACAAUUUCAAAUUCGGCUCAGACAAGAAUCUUAUCGUCGCCCUGCCCAACGAAGUCGACAUGGUGGCCAAGAGAGCGCUCCAGCGGCCGACGCGCGAGAGUAUUGCGACUCCGUCGCGAGUCGGUGCGAAUCGACGGAGUGGUGUGCGCGGAAGUUAUCUGGGUCGCAAUGACAUUGUUAACAGCCCAUACUAG